UUGAUCCAUUAUAUGCCUAUGUCCCUAAUUGCGUGCCUUUGUCCCUCCGUGACCAAGAACACAAAUGAGUAACUGAAAUCAGAUCUGUAUGUCUGACGGGAGUGCAACUCUCCAGUCCUAACAACGAGCAGGCAUCUUUUUGUCUCCUUUAUACUUCGUGUUUUAUGGUUUAGUCCCGUCAUAGGAUACUGUCCCCAGCAUUUCCCGCAGCUACCAGCAAAAUCUCUCUCGCACAGGUGCGCACUUCAUUUUUAAGUUUCUCUAGUUGUCUUCUCGCUCAUGGUUAAUGAUUGCUUAUGGAUAUCUCUCAAGCUAGUUGACCUCAAGCUUUAGAUCUAAUGUCUUGAACAUCUGAAAGAUUCAAAAGUCUUCAUUACAACACUGCAGGUCUUCUCCAGAAUGGAAGAAAUUUAUCUGAACCAUGACCCUCUAGAGAGUAUACUGGAUGGAAGGACCAACCCAACAAAUUUACCAUUACCAUAUUUACGAUACAUAACCCAAAAUUUCUCCGAGGAGCGAAAAAUCGGAAGUGGUGGGUUCGCAGAUGUUUACAAGGGGGUGCUCAGCAACAACAGGAUUGUUGCUGUGAAGAAGCUUUCCAAUGAACAGACAAUCACAGAGGAGACAUUUUAUCGCGAGGUUGAUAAUCUAAUGGAAGUUAAGCACAAGAAUAUGGUACAGUUUCUAGGCUUCUGUGCUAAUACAGAGGACAUACCUGUGAAAGACCCAGAAUUAGAAGAAAAAUAUGUUUAUGCGGAGCAGAGGGAAAGAUUGCUAUGCUUUGAAUAUAUAAGCAAUGGAAGUCUUGACAGAUAUCUUAGUGGUGAAUUAAGAGGACUUGAAUGGAAUGCUCGUUAUCAAAUAAUUAGGAAUAUUUGUGAAGGAUUACGGUAUCUCCAUGAGGACAAACAUAUGAUUCAUAGGGAUCUCAAGCCUCAAAAUGUAUUGUUAGAUGAUUUUAUGGUGCCUAAAAUUGCGGAUUUUGGUAUAUCAAAACUCCUUGACGAUGGAGCAUCAAAAGCCAUCACUAAAAGUCCAUGGUCUUCACUAGGAUAUUGUGCUCCGGAAUUCACAGCGCGUGGCGAGGUUUCAUUCAAAUUUGACAUUUAUAGCUUGGGUGUUAUUAUCACCGAGCUUGUGACUGGACGUAGAAGCCGAAACCCCAGUAUUCAAAACGUACUUCGAAGAUGGAGGUACAGGUGGAAUAACGCGGAGGGAACAGCAUUGAUGUGCCGACAAAUAGCAAAGUGCAUUGAUAUAGGGCGACAGUGUAGAAAAGAAGAUCCCAAAGAACGGCCUUCCAUAUCAAAGAUAAUGAGCGAUCUCGAUGAAGUGGACAGUGCAAAUGGUCGGAGCAGCAACCCCGAUGAUGAAGAAUCAGGGGAUUUAAAGAUAAUCCCUGGAUUCAAUUGUCUGCUUUUGGUCGAGCCUCUCGAAUUGUUUUUUCCUUUCGAGAUUAACAAGGACAUAUCGUGUCCACUAUAUCUGACGAAUCAAACAAAUUGCUACAUUGCCUUCAACAUCCACCCAGCGAGCCAAUUGCAAUACUGCAUAAAGCCAAACUUGGGCAUUGUUCCACCACUCUAUAGUUGUAGGGUCAACAUAACAUUGCAAGCACAAGACAAGGCGCCGCCGAAAGAUAUGCUGCAUGAUGAGUUCAUUGUAAUGUGCACCCAAGUGAAAGAGGGUCUUACAUCUGAGGAUAUAACUGACGACAUUUUCAGUAAAGAGAGGGGCAAUUUGGUUGAGGAGGUCAAUUUGGAUGCUAUUUUUAACGUACAAGUAAAAACCGCAUGCAUCUUCCAACAACGCAAUCAGGAUUUACCAGCAGGGGCGAUAGGAGUGUCAGGCAUAGGUAAUAAGAAUGAGCUUGAGGCAUCUGGAGGACCACAAUCAAGUACAAACACCAGUUCAGUACGAACAGAUCUUCAGAUGAACUCGUCGACAUCAAAUGCACUAAUCCAGGCCGAUCCCCUUGAGUUCAUCCUUCCCGUGAACGCAAAGGAAGUGGAAUUCUCACUAAGGAUAAUAAACAUCACAGAGGACUACGUCGCUUUCCAUGUGGGGUAUUUGUUGCCCAAACAAUACACAGGAACCCCGAAGAAAGGAAUUCUUUCACCACGGUCCAAUGUGGUAAUUGACAUCACAAGGUCGGCGGAUGGACCACAUGCAGGGAGUGACUCGGUUUUUGUCAGAAGCACCAUCGUGAGCAAGAAUUUCAAAAUAAGUGACACCACGUAUGAUUGGUUCCUUAACCUUCCGGCCGGCAGCAUUGCGCAUGCGGUGGUGCUGCGGGUUAUUCUUGUAGCCCCAUCAAGAGAACUGCGGUCAUGGGAGAUUACACCUUAUUCCAUUCCUUCUCUGUCACCGAUUGACAAACAUGGUGGUCAAAAGUCCAAUUUUGAGAAGUCUCUGGUGAGUUUGCUUUGA
Messenger RNA from Panicum virgatum (switchgrass), 2430 nucleotides. RefSeq lists its product as uncharacterized. Bases 400 to 2430 code for a protein of 676 amino acids. The transcript has 9 exons. Gene Ontology annotation, molecular function: protein kinase activity; ATP binding. The record is from RefSeq and is a predicted model, not a curated record. Gene Ontology annotation, biological process: protein phosphorylation. Lineage: Eukaryota; Viridiplantae; Streptophyta; Magnoliopsida; Poales; Poaceae.